AUGAACGCUGGGUCAAAAGUGUUCCUGCCCCUACGCGCACGCGUCAUCGCCCGACCGUUCUCGACCUCCCGUCCCCGCUGGGAGGCCGCGGCGCUGCCCGCCAAGAAGCCCGUUGGAGCUUUUCGAGGGGGAGUUUUCGGUUUUCUCUGCGGUGCCGUUGCCGCCGGCGCGUCUGUCUAUUACUAUGUGCUCGGAGACUAUCGCAUCUCUAACGAGAUGCUGAACACAGAUAUUCAUGCUCUUCAGUCUGCCACCAUGAAGCUUCAAUCCUAUGUCUCCGAGCUGGAGACGAAGGUUGAUCAGUUGAAGAAGAAAUAG
Molecule: messenger RNA, 318 nt
Organism: Penicillium waksmanii
Lineage: Eukaryota; Fungi; Ascomycota; Eurotiomycetes; Eurotiales; Aspergillaceae
Exons: 3
Coding region: 1-318 (105 amino acids)
Source: RefSeq, a predicted model, not a curated record